Molecule: messenger RNA, 2026 nt
Organism: Stegastes partitus (bicolor damselfish)
Lineage: Eukaryota; Metazoa; Chordata; Actinopteri; Pomacentridae
Product: ubiquitin carboxyl-terminal hydrolase 48
Exons: 11
Coding region: 305-1312 (335 amino acids)
Biological process (GO): protein deubiquitination
Molecular function (GO): cysteine-type endopeptidase activity; protein binding; cysteine-type deubiquitinase activity
Source: RefSeq, a predicted model, not a curated record
AACCGAUGGAAAGUUUAAACUUUAAUGAUUCUUCCUGUUGUAAAGUUUCCUGCCCCGAUCAAUGCUGCUCCUAUUAAAAGUCGGGUCAGAGGCUUAAUGGCAACUGCUGAUACACCAUCACCCCUUAAUGUCACGCUAGAAAUAGCCCCAAAGUGAUGCCAUCUGCAGCUAUGCGACAGUCACAAACUGUGUAUGAGACAUGAUAGUUGGGAGAUGUGCUGUUUGGUUAGCUGUGGAAUUACAAUUUUUCUUGUUUGUGUAGACAUUAGAGCAGGAGGAGAAGGACAAUGAGGCUGUCAGUAAGAUGAUGGCUCUUGACCAGAAGAACCAGCUGCUCAACCUCUUCCAUGAAAAGAACCGGCCAACACUCACAAAGUGGCCUCAGGGCACAGAUGUACUCUACAUAGUCCCUCUGUUUUUUGUGGAUGAGUGGAGAAAAUUCAUCAGGCGGCCCACAAAAUCCUCUCCAGUGUCUAAUGUGGGCAACACUCUGCUGCUCUGUCCUCAUGGAGGCUUCAUGUUCACCUACGACUCCCUGAUCAAUGGAGAUGCACAACAUAUAGCUCUGCUCUGGCCCAACGAAUGGGAUGUGAUCAGCAGACUCUUCAUUGUAGACCAGCCAAUCUCCAUCCACUGCUUCAGACAGACCACACCAAAUGGUUCCACCACCCAGUACACCACUCAGCCUGAUCUGUGUUGGGAGUGUAGAGAGAGCUUCCUUUUCCAGCAGCAGAGGGACCUCAGAGAGUACACCCAAGCAACCAUCUAUAUCCGCAAAGUCAUAGAAGACAAAAGGAUGAUAAAGGAGGCAGCUCCAGAGCUGAACGCCAGCAGCUCUGAGGCAGAGGAGGAAAAGGAAGAAAAUCCAAAAAUGGAUGGAGAGAAAGACCCAGACUUCAGUCAGUCACAGGAUGGUGCAAAGCGACUAAAGUUGAGUGACAGCAGCACACCAUCAACCGCUGCUGUUCCUGUGACCAAUGUGACUAAGCUAGGAGGGAUCAGGAGAAGCACCCGGCACAGGAAACUCCGUGGAGAGAAAGCACUCAUUGUUUCAGCGAAUCAGACACUAAAAGAGCUGAAAAUACAAAUUAUGCAUGCCUUCUCCGUGGCUCCAUUUGACCAGAACCUCUCGAUAGAUGGAAAAAGCCUGACAGAUGACUUGGCCACACUGGGCAGUCUGGGCGUCAUCCCAGAGAGCAUCAUCUGUCUAAAGGCUGAUGAGCCAAUAGCAGAUUAUGCUGCAAUGGAUGAUGUCUAUCAGGUGAGAAUGCCCGAAGAAGGAUUCAAAGGCACUGGGCUUCUUGGGCACUAAGGAAAGCUGUGCUGUGGCUAUGCUUGAAAUGGAAGGAUGACAGAUAGAUUUUUUUUUUAAAAAAAAGCUUGAAUUUGUCAAGUGUCCAUAUAUAAAUAAGUGCUUUAAUUUGUGGGUUUUUUUACGUUUUGAGUAGGUUUUCUUUGAUAAAACUGUGACUAUGUUGCAAAGCCGCUGUUUUUCUCUACAUAAAGUUAGCUGGCCUUUGAUAUUUAAAAUUCCUAAUCAUUCUGAAGGACUCUGUGGUAGUGCUUUAACCGCAAUGAAGCAGGUUGAAGUAGCUAAAAAUAAUUGUUGUAUGCUGAGGAUUGCCUCAGUUAAGUUCUACUGUUAGUCAAAAAAAUUUAGUCAAUUGUUUUUAAUUAUGACAGACGAAAAAUUUAAGACAAUGGUCUUUCUUUCUAUUAUGUGGAAGUUUGUGUUCUCACUGCAACGUUUUCAGGUUUGUCAAAAAAUGCACGAGUAACUAUAUUACCAAUAUAACUGCUCUUAAAUGUUAUAACAUUAAUUACCUCUACAGCAAAUCUAUAUCCAUAUACUCCAUGUGGCUUUUAAAAAUGCAUAGCUACAAGGUAUGUAUAGAGGCAGAGUCCUGCAGGUUUCAACAGUGCAAACCUCUUGACAUGGAAGUGAGAAACAGAAUACAAGCAGUGAUAUGUCUUUUCCUUUACACUGUUAUUUCUUAUGAAUAAUAAAGUUAUUUUCAAAGCACAA